AUGACAGCAGGUUCGACAUUUAGAGCUGCCAACCACAAGCUCUUCUCAUCCGGACCAUGCUCUUUCUGGCAACCAGUAUUCCUUCAUUUCAUACACGACCUGGUUCCACAUCAAGUCGUCAAAAACACCGCCGAACAAUUUAGGCAAAAGAGGCAGUUGCGGCAGUGCCAAGUGCUUGUGCCGGAGACAAGCGAGCAAGCUGGUCGCUGUAAAAAGUCGAAACAAUGUCAUGCAACAAAGCGAGACCACGACCAUCUUAAAGGCUACAGCCUCCAAGUCCUUGUUUCCAAGGGCACGUCCUGUCCGAACGUGUGGGCAGAAGCGUUCGAACGGUCCAAGCGAUAG
Molecule: messenger RNA, 345 nt
Organism: Protopolystoma xenopodis
Lineage: Eukaryota; Metazoa; Platyhelminthes; Monogenea; Polystomatidea; Polystomatidae
Source: the annotation of a GenBank genome assembly